Williopsis jadinii is the source of this 447-nucleotide messenger RNA. Its product is annotated as histone H3. Gene Ontology annotation, molecular function: protein heterodimerization activity; structural constituent of chromatin; DNA binding. The transcript has 2 exons. The record is from RefSeq and is a predicted model, not a curated record. Lineage: Eukaryota; Fungi; Ascomycota; Saccharomycetes; Phaffomycetales; Wickerhamomycetaceae. Gene Ontology annotation, cellular component: nucleosome. The coding region runs from base 1 to 393 and encodes 130 amino acids. Gene Ontology annotation, biological process: rRNA transcription.
AUGCCAAGAAAGUCCACUGGUGGUAAGGCCCCAAGAAAGCAACUCGCUUCCAAGGCUGCCAGAAAGUCUGCCCCAUCUACUGGUGGUGUCAAGAAGCCACACAGAUAUAAACCAGGUACCGUUGCUCUUAGAGAGAUCAGACGUUUUCAAAAGUCCACUGAGCUUUUGAUCAGAAAGUUGCCAUUCCAGAGAUUGGUGCGUGAGAUUGCCCAAGAUUUCAAGACCGACUUGAGAUUCCAAUCUUCUGCUAUCGGUGCCUUGCAAGAGUCCGUCGAGGCUUACUUGGUUUCUCUCUUUGAAGACACCAACUUGGCUGCCAUCCACGCCAAGCGUGUUACCAUCCAGAAGAAGGAUAUCCAAUUGGCUAGAAGAUUGAGAGGUGAGAGAUCCUAGAUCUGAGGUGUUCCGCAAACUUGUAUAUUAGAUGGGAAUUGAAUAAUGUUUAUG